Oncorhynchus mykiss (rainbow trout) is the source of this 855-nucleotide messenger RNA. Lineage: Eukaryota; Metazoa; Chordata; Actinopteri; Salmoniformes; Salmonidae. The record is from RefSeq and is a predicted model, not a curated record.
AGAGUGCAUUUAAUUAUUUUUCAGUAUGUACAAUCCAUCAGAAAUCUGUAUUAAAACAUGGCCAUCAGGUUGUAUAGUUCUGGGGUUAGUUAACGGAAUGCUUAGGUAAUCACACACUACCUCCAUUUCUGCUUUUUCAUUUCUGAAAAUAUGAAUAUUGCAUUGUGUAUCCGAGUUAAUCCAACAUGGGAGCGUACAAAUAUAUGCAAGAGCUAUGGCGCAAGAAGCAGUCCGACGUGAUGCGCUUUCUCCUGCGCGUCCGAUGCUGGCAGUACCGUCAGCUCUCCGGUCUCCACCGUGCGCCUAGACCCACCAGACCAGACAAGGCCCGCAGACUGGGGUACAAGUGCAAACAAGGCUACGUCAUCUACCGUGUCCGCGUUCGCCGUGGAGGCCGCAAGCGCCCCGUGCCCAAGGGUGCCACCUACGGCAAGCCCGUCCACCAUGGUGUUAACCAGAUCAAGUUUGCCCGCAGCCUCCAGUCCACUGCUGAGGAGCGUGCUGGCCGUCACUGUGGAGGCCUGAGGGUGCUGGCCUCCUACUGGGUAGGAGAGGACUCCACCUACAAGUUCUUUGAGGUGAUCCUGAUUGACACCUUCCACAAGGCUAUCAGACGCAACCCCGACACCCAAUGGAUCACCAGGCCCGUGCACAAGCACAGGGAGAUGCGUGGCCUGACGUCUGCGGGCAAGAAGAGCCGUGGCCUGGGCAAGGGCCACAAGUUCCACCUGACCAUGGGUGGUUCCCGCCGGGCAGCCUGGAAGAGACGCAAUACCCUGCAGCUUCACCGCUACCGCUAGAGGGUGUCUGUACAUUUAAAGAAAUAAACACAUGCCUUUUUAUGGUGACAAAAUA